GCAUUAACACUCGCACUGAAAUCACUUGUGCUUCAUCUCCUGCGUUCAAGAGUUACGAUUAUGGCACCCAAAAAGGCAAAGAAGCGAGCCGAAGGAGCCAAUUCCAACGUCUUCUCCAUGUUCGAACAAGCUCAGAUCCAGGAGUUCAAAGAGGCUUUCACAAUCAUGGACCAGAACAGAGACGGCUUUAUCGACAAGAAUGACCUGCGGGAUACGUUCGCAGCUUUAGGCCGACUGAACGUCAAACAGGAAGAGCUGGAUGAGAUGCUGAAGGAGGCUCCGGGACCCAUCAACUUUACCGUCUUCCUCACCAUGUUUGGAGAGAAGCUUAAAGGUGCCGAUGCAGAAGAGACCAUCCUCAAUGCCUUUAAAGUGUUCGACCCAGAGGGAAAGGGGACCUUGAAGAAGGAUUUUUUGUCACGGAUGUUGACAACACAAGCGGACAGAUUCUCUCCAGAAGAGAUGGAGCAGAUGUUUAGUGCUUUUCCUCCAGACGCUGCUGGAAAUCUGGACUACAAGAAUCUGGUGUACAUCAUCACUCACGGGGAGGAGAAAGACCAAGAGUGAAUCUCUCACUUUCAACAAUGCUCAUUUAAACACCAGGACUCUCUCAGAUCCAGUCCUGAAUUUAUGAUCUAACAAACAUUGUCCGGUGCUACAGCAUACCAUCUGUAUUUUAUCUCUGAACUGAACCAUUAAACCAAAUCAUACUGAAAUGUA
This is a messenger RNA of Danio aesculapii, 720 nucleotides long. It is a transcript of the gene myl2b, whose product is annotated as myosin, light chain 2b, regulatory, cardiac, slow. Lineage: Eukaryota; Metazoa; Chordata; Actinopteri; Cypriniformes; Danionidae. Gene Ontology annotation, cellular component: cytoplasm; myofibril. The record is from RefSeq and is a predicted model, not a curated record. The transcript has 7 exons. Gene Ontology annotation, molecular function: calcium ion binding. Gene Ontology annotation, biological process: heart development; muscle cell fate specification; cardiac muscle contraction. The coding region runs from base 61 to 567 and encodes 168 amino acids.